Molecule: messenger RNA, 1074 nt
Organism: Fonsecaea erecta
Lineage: Eukaryota; Fungi; Ascomycota; Eurotiomycetes; Chaetothyriales; Herpotrichiellaceae
Product: guanine nucleotide-binding protein alpha-3 subunit
Exons: 6
Coding region: 1-1074 (357 amino acids)
Biological process (GO): adenylate cyclase-activating G protein-coupled receptor signaling pathway
Cellular component (GO): heterotrimeric G-protein complex
Molecular function (GO): GTPase activity; GTP binding; G-protein beta/gamma-subunit complex binding
Source: RefSeq, a predicted model, not a curated record
AUGGGUGCAUGUGGGAGUAAAGAAGCGUCGGCCGAGGACACGGAGCAGAAAAAGAGAAGUCAGGCAAUAGACAAGAAAUUAGAGGAGGAUUCCCGCAGGUUACGGCGGGAAUGCAAGAUCCUACUACUCGGGUCCGGCGAGAGUGGCAAGUCUACGAUCGUAAAGCAGAUGAAGAUUAUCCACCAGAAUGGCUACACACAGGAGGAGAGGGCACUUUACCGGCUCACCAUUUACAAGAACCUCGUUGACUGCAUGAAGGCGCUGAUCGGCGCCAUGCAGCAGUUCGAAAUUGAACCAGAAGAUCAAACGGUCAAGGACUACGUGGAGUACAUAAUGGAAUUUAAUGUCGACCCGGAUCCCGAUACCACGCUUGAUCCCAAAGUCGCCGACGCUGUUGAAGCCGUCUGGAAAGAUCCAGCAGCGGCCAAGACAAUGGAACGACAGAGCGAGUUCUACUUGAUGGAUUCAGCCCCUUACUUUUUCGAAGAAGUGCGAAGGUUGGCAGCGCCUGAUUAUAUCCCCAACGAGGCCGAUGUCCUGCGGGCCCGCACAAAGACGACAGGUAUCUACGAGACCAGAUUUACCAUGGGUCAACUAAGCAUCCACAUGUUCGACGUAGGCGGGCAGCGCAGUGAGCGCAAGAAAUGGAUCCACUGCUUCGAGAACGUCACAUCCAUUAUUUUCUGCGUGGCACUCAGCGAAUAUGAUCAAGUUCUACUAGAAGAAUCGAAUCAGAACCGGAUGAUGGAAAGCCUUGUACUCUUUGAUUCGGUUGUCAACUCCCGAUGGUUCAUGAGGACCAGCAUCAUCCUCUUCCUCAACAAAGUCGACCUGUUCAAGGAGAAGCUAGGUCGAUCACCGCUAGGGAACUAUUUCCCUGAUUACUCGGGUGGCAACGAUGUCAAUCGGGCCGCCAAGUACCUGCUCUGGCGGUUUAACCAAGUGAACCGAGCACAACUCAACCUCUACCCUCAUCUUACACAAGCCACAGACACGACGAAUAUUCGGCUGGUUUUCGCCGCAGUGAAGGAGACCAUCCUACAAAAUGCCCUGAAGGAUUCGGGAAUAUUAUGA